Molecule: messenger RNA, 2627 nt
Organism: Klebsormidium nitens
Lineage: Eukaryota; Viridiplantae; Streptophyta; Klebsormidiophyceae; Klebsormidiales; Klebsormidiaceae
Source: the annotation of a GenBank genome assembly
UGCCUUGCUUGUUGAUCAGUUCAAGUUGCUACUACUAGCUGCACCUCAGAUCAAGAUCAUCAUGAUUCAUGGCGCAAUUUGUUCGUCUCAAGAGCCGGAGCUGUUCGGAUUAUUGUGCCCUUCAAAGCAUAGCUACAGAAGAAGGUAUUUAUUGCGCAGAUGCAGAAGGGGUUCUGUAGCUUCAUAAUAGUUAAUAUCUUGUGUAGAAUCUCCGGAUCCACAUUGCUGCAAGCCACAAUCUUGCGGAAGACCCGAGUGCCCUUGUAAAGCUGGUGCUGUUGCUCUGAUAGUUGCCAUCGUAUUUGCAGAAAGACAACAGCCAGAUUUUUGUGUAGAAUUAAGACCAGAAUGAGUCAAAGUAAGACUGAUCAAAGUGCAUAUGCAGCAUACACGAAAUUUGCUCGAUUCAUCACGGACAAUGGGCAAACGGGAUGCUGCACAAAUGAUUGAUGAGGCUGCCACAAGCUACGAUCCUCCUGAUUUGAACGAGACAAUAAUAGGUUCCAUUGAUGAAGGCAUCCGCACCCGACGCCAAAUUGCAUCCAUCCUCCACCCCUUCGACCAAAACCCUCAUGAUCACACCCCCCCAGACACCAACCCCGAACCCUCUCAACCCAACCACAAACCCCUUAAACCCCUCUCCACGUCCCAAGUCGCUCUCCACCUCAAUGCCACCUUCCCAGGGAGAGCCCCUCAGGUUAACCAGUUCCUUAACCUGCUUGGAGAACCUGGGGAACGGGGGGCGCCCAUUCUAGUUUGGGGGUUCCCAAACACCGGAAAGACGUCGAUUGUGCGAGGCGCGCUGCGGCUGCUGGGCCGACCUCAUGCGUAUGUCAGCUGCCGCUCGAGCAGCAGCCCGAGGAUGAUCUAUGAGGGGGUGAUUGAACAGCUGGCGGGCUACGUCCGUUCUGCCGCCAAUGACUACGCUCCCUACGUGCGCUGCACAGACCUGUCCGACUUUGUCCAAAUUCUCCGCCGGGUCUGCAUAACCGCCGCGGCCAAAAACCCCAAACCUCUUCGAGGCUGCCCCCCCGCCGCCACCAAACCCCCAAACCCCACGCCGCAAAAUCCCGAAACCCUCGAGGCCAGAACCCCCAUAAAACCCUCCCGGCAAAGCCCGAUGGACCGCUUCCCCAGCCUUUCGACCACGAACUUCGUUGUCGUUUUCGAUCAUGCCGAACUUCUGCGAACGGACGAGAUGUCCUCCCCCUUGGCGAGCCUUGUUCCCGCGUUCUCGCGGCUCUCCGAGCUGACACGUGUCAGCAGCCUGACCGUUGUGUUCGUGAGCCGCAUGUCCUGGGACGCGUUUGAAACGGGAACCGGGGAAAGGAAACCGCAGGGGGUGCAUUUCCCGGACUAUCUGCCGGAGCUGAAGGAGAUCUUGAGCAAGGGGCGGCCGCCGUUGUACCCCGGGUUCUCGAAGAUGGUCCUCCCCCCCUCCGCGCGCAUCACCCGCUGGCUGACUCAGCUAGACGCGUCGAUGGAACCGCUCUUUCGCAAGUACCUGGAACCGAUCGACCAGGGCAAAGUCGAGCGCGCGCAGGCGGCCACCGAGACGGGGGGCCGCCGCCUCUACGCCACCCUCCUCCCCCACCUGCGGGCCGCCAUGGGGAGUGACGUCAGCUUCGCGGGGGCUUUUGACGUCAGCAGGGGUGACGUCGGCCGGGAUGACGUCGGUACCGGGGCGGAGUUCGAGAUGAGCGGAGCGUGCAGGUUGUUGCUGAUUGCGGCGUUCGUAGCGUCGCGGAACCCGGCGUCGUUGGAUAGCGCGUAUUUGGACGAUGAAGAGGGGGGGCGGAAAAAGAAGCGGCGACGGAAGUCGGGGGGGGUGUCGGAGCAGGUCAGGAGGGAUGUCGAGGUCGAGGAGGAGCACCUCCGCGGCCCGCUCUCGUUCCCAAUCGAGCGCUUGGCGGCGAUUUUCCACUGCAUAGCCCGAGACUAUUUACACGUCGCCGCAAGCGCCGGUUCCGUUCCGGGGAGGGAGGAUUCGGGGGUGAUGCACCGGCAAUUGCUGACGUUACUGGGGGUCGGGCUGGUGUCCAAAACGGGGGGGGAUCCGAUCGAGGGGGGUGCCAAGUACCGGUGCAACGCGAGCAAGGAGCUAGCGGAAAAGAUUGCGCGAAGCGUCAGGUUUCCGCUAGCUAGCUACCUGCUGCACGGAUGAAGACUUGUUUGCGCUGAUCACAUUAACCGUUUGGGUCUCACUACAGCGAUUAGAGUAUGCGCACGCUGAUUGGUCCACUAUUGGCACAUGGGUCCGCUGGAAAGGAAGUGUGAAGUGAGUACCACCACGAAAGUGACACGUCAGCAAUUACACUAACUUGUUGCAAGAACGCAUUCAUUCCCCGUGAUCGUCGGCAACGUCUCUAACUUUGAGGUUCGCUGCUUGGUGCGCAAUCGCACCGUGCAUUGGUGAAAGCUUUGUACGCACUUAACAAUGUUGAUGCAAAUUUAAGAAACUGACACGCCCGUGUCAGAUCUGAAACCUCCCAGUACGCAAGGAAGGAACGCCAGCCUGUUCAUUACUUCUACGUUACUCCUAUUCAGGCCCAGCACUUUUACCUUGGGGGAUAUUUCUGAGCAGAUUGCAUAGAUAAUUGUCGCACACCACGGGGCGCGGGCGCAGC